AUGGCUGAGCUUUUAAAAGUAUACCUCAGAUAUAUUUUAAUGGUCAAACUUGCAAACGGUGGUACUUUCUCUCAUGGUGAAGAUUUCGAUGGUGAUUCGGUAAAUUAUCAUGAUGAUAUGUGGACAGCUUUCAACCAAAGCUACACGAAGGAUACUCACACCAUGGAGAUAUCAAUGGAUCUUUUUGGUGUAGAUUUGAAAGUCGCAAAAAUAUUCUCAGAAUUCAGUUUAACACACUCAACCACAAAUACAAUGGAGUCAAUCAAUAAUACUAUCAAUAAAUUAACGGAAAGAGAAAUUGAAUUAGCAGAAACGGAUCUUUGGGGUGAACACUCUAUAUACACAAAAAAACAAAAAGAAGAAUUAAGACAAAGCUACAUUAAUUUAAAACUUUCAAUAAUCGAUGUAGCAAAUAUAGACCACCACCAACCCAAUUACCACCAGUACCAUCAAGAAUAA
This is a messenger RNA of Dictyostelium purpureum, 459 nucleotides long. RefSeq lists its product as uncharacterized. The coding region runs from base 1 to 459 and encodes 152 amino acids. NCBI's taxonomy places the organism in Eukaryota, Evosea, Eumycetozoa, Dictyosteliales, Dictyosteliaceae. The record is from RefSeq and is a predicted model, not a curated record. The transcript has a single exon.